Ceutorhynchus assimilis (cabbage seed weevil) is the source of this 648-nucleotide messenger RNA. NCBI's taxonomy places the organism in Eukaryota, Metazoa, Arthropoda, Insecta, Coleoptera, Curculionidae. The record is from the annotation of a GenBank genome assembly.
CUUGUGUGGGGUGUGGACUUAUUGGCAAGGUUAACAGCCCGAGUAUAAAAUAGGUCGGUUGCAACUGCAAUAAUCACAGUCCAGAAAAACAGUGAUUGAACAACAAAAUGUACGCCCUGACUGCUAUCACCCUUAUCGGCGCUCUCGCCUUUGCCCAUGCUGGUGGCAUCGGUGUAGGUUUGGCUGGAAGCAUUGACAGUGCAGCCACCCUCAUUGGCCCAUCUGGUACCGUAUCCAGAUCAGGACUUGCAGCUGUUGGCCCAAUUGCUGGACCCGGAGCUAUCAUUGCUGGAGCCGCCCCUGGAGUUAUCUCCGCUGGUGGAAUUGGUUUGGGAGUCGGUGGUUUGGGAGUCGGUGGUUUGGGAGUCGGUUUAGGAUUGGGCGGAUUAGGUUUGAACGGUUUGGGUUUGGCCGGAAACCAAUUGGCCGUUAAAGCUCUGGGACUCGAAGGAUCUGGCAUCGAAGGUCAAUGGAUUCCAGACAUCAACGAACAAUUGCACGAUGACGGUAGCUGGAGGCCCGAUGUCCAUGGAUAAGAAGCCUGUGUAGGAUAUCCAAUUCUAUUAUUUACGACUGAUAAAUCAUUCAAAUCAAUGCUGUGUACCUCAUUUUAUUGUCAAAAUAAAAAAAAUUAAUUGAUAUUAUCUG